AUGUUAUGUAGUUGGGUUGAGCUUCGCUCCAGUAAAAUACUUUCAAUGGUCGCUGGUGAAGUCCGAGAUCUUACUGAUUAUAAAACUUUUAUUGCAGUUUCGCCCACAAGAAAAACAAUUCAAACGAGUAAAAAACUCAAGGAUCGUCUACAAAAGCCUAUCAAGAAAAGCGGCACGGAUCCAGCAACUAGUCCUGAUGCAAGCAUAGCUAGCGCUGAAGAAAUUUUCAGAGCUAGUGACACUUCAUAUGCCAUAGAUAUGUCCCGAUCCCGAGAUCCAGCCUUCUCUCCCAGCACCGAUUAUCCUCGAAGAACGGAGCUAAAUCGCAGUGUGGAGGAUGCUGGAAAGGCUGAUGUAUCGCCAAAAGCGAGUGCUGAAGGCAGUCCCCGAACUGAAAACGUGCCGCGUCGCAUUACUGAUGCAUCUCACAGCGGUGACUCUGAUAUCUCUCGCGUGGUGGAUUUAUCUAGAACAGCGGACAUAACAGAGCAAAGUCUGGAGCCAACACGCAGCUUGAUUGAUACAAACAGAAGUUUUGAGCCGACUGGACGAAGCGCUGAUGCUACGCAUAGCAGAUCACUGGUACUCGAACCAGCACGAUCACCACAGGAAAAAACAGCUAGAUCACCUCCUCCUUCAACUUAUACAGAAUCGUUGUUGCUCGGACCACCGGAGCUGCAGCAGCCCUCCUCCAACGUGAACAGUAGCGAGGAAGCCAAAGGUUAUCAGCAUCACUUAACAAAACAGAAUGCAACUAAGAAGCUACUUUAA
Molecule: messenger RNA, 771 nt
Organism: Gongylonema pulchrum
Lineage: Eukaryota; Metazoa; Nematoda; Chromadorea; Rhabditida; Gongylonematidae
Source: the annotation of a GenBank genome assembly